Messenger RNA from Mytilus trossulus (common blue mussel), 2397 nucleotides. Its product is annotated as adrenodoxin-like protein 1, mitochondrial. Gene Ontology annotation, cellular component: mitochondrion. Gene Ontology annotation, molecular function: 2 iron, 2 sulfur cluster binding. Lineage: Eukaryota; Metazoa; Mollusca; Bivalvia; Mytilida; Mytilidae. The transcript has 6 exons. The record is from RefSeq and is a predicted model, not a curated record. Bases 42 to 605 code for a protein of 187 amino acids. Gene Ontology annotation, biological process: P450-containing electron transport chain; positive regulation of oxidoreductase activity.
AAUCCGAAAAUAAGUGAAAAAAUAGAAACUAGUUGUCCAAUAUGUCAGCCCCCAUGUUGCAGUUUUUCUCCAAAAGAUUUUGCAGCAAAUGCUUCAAGAUAGCGCAAUCUCAGAGAGUUCCUUCAAUAUUUAAAUAUGCAGAACAGCUAAAGAUGACAACCACUCCCAAAAUUUCGAGACAUUUUCAUGUCAGUGCAGGUCCAUUACGACAUGGGGAUUAUGAAUAUAAAGAUCCAAAAUCAGAAGAUGAAGUAGUAAAUAUUACAUAUAUAGAUAGAAAUGGAGUUAAAAAACCUGUCAGAGGAAAAGUUGGUGAUAAUCUGAUGUAUUUAGCUCACAGAUAUGAUAUAGAGUUGGAAGGAGCCUGUGAAGCAUCACUAGCCUGUUCAACAUGUCAUGUUUAUGUACAUAACAAUUACUUUGAUAAAUUACAAGAGCCAGAAGAAGAAGAAGAAGAUAUGUUAGACAUGGCUGUAUUUUUGAAGGAGAAUUCUAGAUUAGGUUGUCAGAUAAUUUUAAGUAAAGAAUUGGAAGGUUUAGAAGUAACCUUACCUCAGGCUACCAGGAACUUUUACGUUGAUGGACAUGUACCUCAGCCUCACUGAUAUCUAGUGAUAGUCAAAGCUUUAAUCUCAUAUUGGAAUCAUUGUGUGAACUUCACUUCAACCAAAUGCAAAUGAUUAUAAUUGUAUAGAGCUCUAGUAAGAAAAGUCUGAUAUCUUUAUGUGGAAGGAUGAACUAUGGAAACAGUAUCAUAUAGGUUAUACCAUACUGUAUUUAUUUUACCUUGUACAAGAAAGAUAUGGAGUGAUAUUUACUUUGUGAAGUGAUACUAAAUAACAGGUUUUAAGGAUAGAAAUUCUCUAUUAUAAUUCUGUCACAAAUGACUUGGCAAUACCAAUACAUUUGUAUUCACAUUGUUUGACCUGAUUAUACAUUUUUCACUGGAAGCUUGUGCUUCACAUUAAAUUAAGAAUAUUAUGUCAUGCUCUAUGUAUUAUAUAUGUUUUUUGAAAUUACUUUGCAUGUUUUUCAUUUGAAGAUUCUACCAAUAUUUGGAUCAUUAAUUUAAACAGAACAUGGGCAUUAGAUUGCUGAAUAUUUGUUAGAGAUGAUGUAAAAAGAGUUGUACAUAGGUUUCUUCCCAGAACAGCAAUUGGUGAACAAAGAUGAUAAAUUGUCUAGAAAUUAUCUUGAAAUUGUUUCCUUCUACCUCAUAAUAAUGAUUUCCAUCAGUGUUUGGAACAAAACAAUUGAUAAAUUUACAAGCACAUUGCAGCGCUUAUAUUUUAUUAUAAUUCAUUAAACAGUAUUUUACUUUUGAACUCAGAUUUGUCAUGACACAUUUCUGUAAGUACUUGCAUCAAUGUAGAAAGUAAAGAAUGACAAAUAUACACACAAAAAUCAGAGCAUUUUAAUUGAUUAUCGCUUUUUGAGCAUUUACCCCUGCUUUUACUGACUGAUAAAUUCUUGCUCAGCACAGAAGAGUGAUAUACAAAAUUAUCACUAGAAACUAAGGGGGCACAUGCUGUUGUCAAUGAAAUUAACAAAGUCGUAAUAGGUUAAAUAGCGAUAAACAGAUUAUCAAUGGUCAUCUCAACUUGAUUGCUUUUCUAACUUUCGACUUACUGGCACAAGCACGAAAAUCAAUCUCGUUGAGAUGACCAACGAUAAUCUUAGACUAUAUAUACAUGUAUAUAAGAUAUUAAGUUAUAGAUGCCUGUUGAUUCAGUUUCAUUGUUCAAAUGAUUGUAUUUUUCAUACCUAAUAAAACAAAUUCAUGUUCAGUUAUUAAACAAACAAACAAAUUUGAUUUGAUUGAUUUACCUACACUUCAAGAUCAAGAAUUCAAUACCGUAUAUUUCUUUUUUAAUUUAUUUAUGAUAUUUUUACAUCUCUGAUAAAACAAUAGUUUCACAAAAUAAGAAGCAUUUAUGUUUAUGUGUUGUGAGAUCUGAAAAUAUUAACUUUCAAUAUUCAGGACUUUUUUUACAUUUUGUUUAUUUAUAAAUAAGUUAUACUACUUGGAUUUGUAUGUUUGAGAAUUUGAGUUCAAAUCCCUGCUCAUGGAAAGGCAUUUAAAGUUAUAUUUAAAAUGAAAUGACCUUUGAUUGAUUGAUUGAUUGUUGUUGGUUGCUUAAUAUCCAGAAACAACACAUAAUAUUGAAAAAAUAAUUAAGUGCUAAUAAAGAACAAACAUGAUGUUCAUGUAGAUGUCUUGAUGCCAUAAAUGGAGAUUUCUUUCCCCACCUAAAUAGAUAACUACAACUAUAAAUGGUACUUUUUGUGAUUGAUUUUUUGUUUACAUAUUUGCAGGUAACUAUUGAUAUUGAUUUUUAGUUUGAUGUUUGAUUGUUAUAUGCUAUGAAGACAAUGAAUAAAAGUAAAUAAUAAUAA